AUGUCUCAAAAUGGCCACUCGCCCGCGACAAAAACCUGUGCUGCCCCUACCAGCAAAUCACCGGAGACCUACUGGCUUGACGAGCAGGACCACAACCAACAAGGAGCAGGAUUUGCUCCCUACGCUAAAACGUCUCUCUACCCAGUGUAUCGAAAUGUGAUGGAUUACUCGGUCGUCAAUGAUGGCAGUGGUAAUCAGACUCCGAAACUACAGAAAGCGAUAGACGAUGACGGCGUGGGCGGCAGUCGCAAGGGCCAAGGUGUCACGCGGUACCCUGCCCAGGUCUACCUUCCAGGCGGCGUGUACCAGCUUGAAAGCACUCUCAACCUGACUGUGGGUACGAUAAUUGUUGGUAAUCCGUUGAACCCGCCUAUCAUCAAAGCUGCGCCGGGAUUCCGUGGUGACCAUCUCAUCAUGGGGUACGAUUUACACAACGGCCACCCGGAAACCAGCUUUGCAACCCUUAUCAAGAACGUGAUCGUGGAUACGACCGCCCUCAGCCCGGACCGCCACUUCACUGCUCUUCAAUGGGGAGUUGCCCAAGGAUCAGGUUUGACAAAUGUUAAGAUUCGCAUGCCAAAAGUUUCCAAGGGUCACACUGGAAUCGAUAUAAAUGCCGGGUCAACAAUUGCUGUUACGGAUGUGCAUAUUACUGGCGGAGCUAUCGGGAUCAAGAACUCCAACCAACAGGUCAACUUCAAAAACAUAUAUUUCCAGUCUUGCGGAACAGCUUUCUCUGCGGCAGGUGGGUGGACAGUGCUGCUCCAACAGGCAACCUUUGAUAGCUGCGGCACUGGUAUCGAUAUGACUGGCAAUGGAUUGGGUAGCCUAGUGCUUCUGGAUUCCACUUCCACGAACACAGGGCCAGUAAUCAGAUUUUAUGACUCGUCCCAUGAUUCUGGAAACCGAAAUAGCCAGUUCCUCAUUCAGAACCUCAAGCAUGAUACUCCGAACGCUAUCGCUGUCGACGCUCAUGGAAAUGUGGCAUUGGCCGCUACCCCUCAUGUCGAUACAUGGGUCUGGGGUACUGUUGUUCCAAAAACCUACCAGACUGGGGUAAGCUGGAAGACAAAGCGCCCGGCCGCUUUGUUGGUGGGAAACAAGUACUUCACAAAGGCUCAGCCCACCUAUCAGGAUUACAGCACAGGGGAUAUUGUCAAUGUGAAGACCGUAUCUGGACACACAGUGAAAGGUGACGGUAAGACUGAUGAUACAAAAGGUCUGAACGCUAUCUUGGCUGAAAAUGCCGAUUCGUGCAAGGUGACAUACAUCCCCUUCGGUGUAUAUCGAGUCUCAGACACUAUCUUUGUCCCAGUCGGGACUCGCAUUGUCGGAGAAGCAUGGUCUGUCAUUUCUGGAUAUGGCGACAAGUUCAAGGAUUCCAAUAAUCCGAGGCCCGUUGUUAAACUUGGCAAUCCUGGCGACGUCGGUGUGAUUGAAAUUCAGGAUAUGCGAUUCUCCGUCGGCGACAUCCUGCCUGGGGCCAAGAUUAUUGAAAUCAAUGCCGCAGGUGAUCAGCCCGGCGAUGUCGGUCUUUGGAACACAAUGGCGAUGGUUGGCGGGACCGCUGACACUAGUAUCUCCGGUGCUUGCACGUCGCAAGACCCCAAGGACUGUAUGGCUGCGUUUAUGGUAAUGCACCUGACCAAGAGCUCGUCCGCAUAUAUUGAGAACUUCUGGGGAUGGACCGCCGAUCACAACCUUGAUAGCGACUCCCUUCUCACUAUUAUCUCAACCGGCCGCGGAAUCUUGGUCGAAUCCAUCAAGGGCACCUGGCUGACAGGAACCGGUUCCGAGCAUCACUGGCUGUAUAACUACAACCUCCACAACGCUCAGAAUGUCUUUGCGGGUCUUCUACAAACAGAAACACCGUAUAUGCAGGGUCAUGGCGAGUACCAGGCCGCACCAGCGCCAUGGACAGCCGUUGCCAAAUACGGUGACCCUGAUUUCUCGUGGUGUGCUCCAGAUGACCAAAAGUGUCGCACCGCGAUAGCUACGAAUGUCGACGGCGGAUCUAACAUCGCGCUGUACAACUCAGCUGCCUGGGCCUUCUUCGACGGGUACUGGAAUGGUCUUUAUAAUGAGCCUUGCAAUGGGAACUGCCAAACCAACAUGAUGCGGGUGACGAAUGACCCUCAGAAUCUGGUCUGGUACUCUAUCAGCACGCGGAUGACGGACGUGAUGGUGCUCGAUGGGAAGAGCAAUCCCCGUCAAUCAGACCACAAAGGCGGGUGGGAAGGCAUCAUCCAGGUUUACGGCCAGUUUACAGCGUGA
This is a messenger RNA of Penicillium samsonianum, 2274 nucleotides long. Its product is annotated as glycoside hydrolase family 55 protein. Gene Ontology annotation, molecular function: polygalacturonase activity. Lineage: Eukaryota; Fungi; Ascomycota; Eurotiomycetes; Eurotiales; Aspergillaceae. The record is from RefSeq and is a predicted model, not a curated record. The transcript has 2 exons. The coding region runs from base 1 to 2274 and encodes 757 amino acids.